Cottoperca gobio is the source of this 3516-nucleotide messenger RNA. It is a transcript of the gene atad5b, whose product is annotated as ATPase family AAA domain containing 5b. The coding region runs from base 1436 to 3460 and encodes 674 amino acids. Gene Ontology annotation, cellular component: nucleus. The transcript has 14 exons. NCBI's taxonomy places the organism in Eukaryota, Metazoa, Chordata, Actinopteri, Perciformes, Bovichtidae. The record is from RefSeq and is a predicted model, not a curated record. Gene Ontology annotation, molecular function: DNA binding; ATP binding; ATP hydrolysis activity.
CCUGCUGAACUGCACGAGAGCCUCCUCCGGGGAUGUGUCUGCACAUACACGAUCUUUGGCUACAUUCUCGCGCACGUUUUAAACGUCACUCCGGAGCAGUUGGGAUGUUUUCGAAUUCAUCUAAGAAGUACUAAUUGGUACCGUUUACAUUUUUUAUACUUCAAUGAAUUUAGUUAAAAUACGUAGUUUGCUAGUUUGGUUGUUGUAAGAAAUUGAAGUUACCGCCGCACCAUGCGGGACAGCCGAGAGCAAAAUACACAAGUCUUUGAAUUUGGAGGAUUUUACGAUGCGAAACAAACUCAAGCGGAGCAACACAUGUAACGGUGCUCUGUGUCCGAGCAAAGAGCACCUGCGGACCGCGGACCAGGUAACGCUGGUGUUGUCCGAGUCGAGUUUCUCCAACGAUGAGACCUCGCCAGAAAGAGAUUCAGCCUCGCUGGCAGCAAAAGACACAAAUGUUGCAGCUGCAGGCAUCUCCACCGGACAAGUUAAACCACUCCAGGAGCAGAGGAAGAAUUUUGCGCCAAAAACAUUCAAAUUGCACCAAUUUUCUUACACAAAACAAGGCAAAGUAAGAGUAAACGUAACAGUGACGUGAAGCCGGACCCGCCUGUGGAGCCGCUGCAGGACUCGGUGCUCCCUGAUGUACAGCUGGUGAAAAGUCCGCAGCGAUUAUCGUCAACAGUUUCUCACCUGACGCAGAGAAGGAGGUCCGGGAGAGGACAGCUGUCACCCUCAGCUCUGCACAGCUGCAUGGAAGAAAUCCAAAUAUCCAACCCAGCGAUAUCGGUGCGAACAGUGUUCAGCACUUUGCAGAAGAAAGCGAGUGAAAGGCUGCAGGAUUAUGGAUCCACAGAAGACAAUCUAAACUCUACCCAGAAUCACUUAACAGAGAAGAGGAAACGGGCAAAUGAAAACUCAGAGAGGGUGCCCAAACGUCUCAGGUCCAGUGUCACUGCAGAGGGGGCCGGUCACUGUCCCGUUUCAGCACAGGGUGUCCAGGAAAGUCCUGUCCCGAUGGUCAAGAAGCAGCACAGAAGCAACAAGCUAAGUCGUACUCAGCAGACUGAGGCAGCAAAGUGGGAGCCCCGCAGGCCUUGUGAACCACUGUGAGCCGUACUCUGGGUCGAUACAUCACACCGAAUCUUGCAGCCAGUCACUCCAAACCUCUGACACCCUCCAAAAAGAUUCCAGCUACGAGGAAGUUCUCUGGACAGAAAAAUACAGUCCUCAGCAUUCAAGUGAAGUCAUUGGCAACUCGGCCUCUGUGAAUAAACUGCAACGUUGGUUGAAGAAAUGGAAACUAAGAGCUGAAGGUGACGAAAGGAGAAAAAGGGAGGAGAGGAAACGAGAAGAUGACUGCAAUGGCUCAUGGGACUGUGGAGACUUCCAGGCGGAGACUGGGGCAGAGGGGGACAGUUUGCUGUGCAACACCAUGCUGAUCACCGGACCUGCAGGUGUGGGCAAGACCGCCUCAGUGUACGCCUGCGCCCAGGAGCUGGGCUUCAAGGUAUUUGAGGUGAACUGCUCCUCACAGCGCAGUGGCCGCCAUGUUCUGUCCCAGCUGAAGGAAGCUACACAGUCCCACCUAGUGGAGAUGUCUGGGAAGGACCCACCGAAACCAACUUACUUCAACAACUACAACAUCAACAGCUGCACUUCUAAAGCUGAGACUUUACCUGGAAAAACAGUGCGUCUCAAAAAUAUCACCUCUACCUCAAGAAAGAAAGCGGCACAGAACUUAUGUCCCUCCAGUCGCAAAAGAAAAGCGAAUCCAGCCACAGUCACUUUGACCAACUACUUUAAGAUGAAGGCCAAAGCAGAUCACUUGCACUUCGGCCGUCUAUCGUCAUCGGAAAAACCAGACGGCAAGAAAACGGGCUCUGACCAAACAGUGCCACAGAACAAAAAGACGGCCACGUCACUCAUUCUGUUUGAAGAGGUUGAUGUCAUAUUUGAUGAUGAUGUUGGGUUCCUUUCAGCCAUCAAGACUUUCAUGUUGACCACUAAAAGACCAGUCAUUCUGACCACCAAUGAUCCCUUAUUCAGAGAGAGAUUUAACUGCAGCUUGGAGGAAAUCAUUUUCAAAACCCCUUCAGUGGUGAACGUCUGUAGCUACCUGCUGCUGGUGGGUUUGGCUGAGAACGUGCGACUGGAGUUGGACGAUGUGAGCAGCCUCGUCAGACUGUGCAGAGGGGACGUCAGACGCUGUUUGCUGCAGCUGCAGCUCUGGGUGCACAGCGGUGGAGGACGGGCAUUUCAAAGUGGAGGGUCCCGUAAGGAGCCUACUCAUGUUCAGCACUUCUCUAGUGUUACUGAAAGAGGAGACGAUGUACACUUUCGACUUCCUCAAUCCGACCCAGGCUGCGCUGCUAGCAUGCUGGGUCUCCACCCUGUGACACAAAACCUACUGUUCAACCUUCUAAAGUGUCAGUCGUGGUCUGAAACGGACAUGAACAAGCUCCUGAGGCUCCUGGCUCAGAGCUGGAGAGGACGUGUUCCUCUUCUGUACUGCAACCUGGAGCGUCUUCUACCUGUCGGGGCCACGGGGACUUGUCCUGGGCUGCAGAGGGAGCUGGCUCACUCUGACAUCCAUCUUCACAUCAAGCAGCUCGAUGGAUGUGUCAGUAAAAAUGCGUCAACUAACCUCCGCAAAUCUGUGAGGAAUAUCUCCAGGCUUAGCAGAAAGAAAUAUAUUCCAGCAACGUGCGACACCACAUCCUCUGCUCAAAGAACAUCGUUCUCCUCAGAAAGGGCUCGUUCCAGAGCUCCUAGUUCAAGAGACAAGACUGAAGGAAAAGCAGCCCAAGUGGAGACCGACUGUUUGGAUGCCUUGACAGACUUCUUUGACCUCAUGUCGUACCUUGAUUCCACAAUGCCAGCUGCCGCAGCACCGCUCAUUUCAGGCUCAUGCCGACCUGAGGCGUUUGUCUGGACGGGAGCAGAGAUAAAGGAUGGCUUGUUGGAUGAGAUGAGCGAGGACAAGGAGGUGGGCAGGAUUUGGAGCGAGGAGAGGCUGUUGGAUAUUCAGGCUGCUGUUGAGGGCCUGGGGUGUCACAGGUGCUGUUGGCGGGUGUCUGAGGCGUGGACUGAAGCCCAACAAUGCAGACAGGAACUGGGAGACACAAGUUGGCGGAGGCUGGUGGAGAGAGUGACAUUACCGGCCUCUUCCAAAACACAGAGCCUCAGCUUUAGUUUCCCACCUCUGUGUGCACCAAGUGUGUCCAAAAGGAGGUACGAGCUGAGCAGGACGGUGCUGGGCAGUAAAUCUUUUAGCCUGCUGGGGAACAGACGAGCUGUCAGCGUGGACUACAUGCCGGUCCUCCGCUACAUCUGUCGCUCUCAGAGAGUGCAGGAACAGAAAGAGGAGCCAGUCGGCAGGCGUCUGAACUACCUCAGCAACACACACCUGUGCCUCUCAAAGGCAACCAUUCAACUCCUGGCCGAAGAUUUCUCGUAGAGAACCUCCUACUGCUUCACUUUGCUACAGUCAGCGUUUUAUUUUUCAUCUGUGCA